Sphaeroforma arctica JP610 is the source of this 9013-nucleotide messenger RNA. RefSeq lists its product as hypothetical. Gene Ontology annotation, biological process: transcription by RNA polymerase III. The coding region runs from base 323 to 7297 and encodes 2324 amino acids. Gene Ontology annotation, molecular function: protein binding. Gene Ontology annotation, cellular component: transcription factor TFIIIC complex. NCBI's taxonomy places the organism in Eukaryota, Ichthyosporea, Ichthyophonida. The transcript has 20 exons. The record is from RefSeq and is a predicted model, not a curated record.
ACGUAAGUGGGGUGCCAUCUACUUGUAUUACGUCGGUAUAUAUGUAUACUGGUAUGUACAUGUAUAGAUGGACUUACGUGUCAUGUUCGAGAAGAAUGUACAGAAGUGUGCUAGUGUUGAAGUGCGACGACAUCGAGCUGCAAACACGUGUGUGCGUGUGCACAUAACGUAGUUAUAUACCACUAUUAUAUUAGAAUUGUCAACAAAAUCAAGUGACAUCAGAGCCAGAAACGCUCGUGUUCCGUUUCAAACGGAUUCAGUAUACAGCACACAUACACAUAUACACAUCCGCGAUCCACAGACAGUCAGUGAUUCUGUAAAUAUGAUUCCCAAAGUUGGUCGGUCGAAGCCGAUUAGCAAGACCUCGAAAACAGCACCGAAACCCGAGCCAAAACACACACAAACAGGUGGGUUUCAAGGUAGCGCAGCACGUGCCACUUUCAAAGACACUAAAUCACACACGAUAGCGAGCACAUCUACAGAUACGACAACACAAGGAGUGGGUGCUGACGUUAGAACAAGUGUGAGUACACUAACCAGUAGUGAUGGCGCAGUAGAUGUGGGUGUUGUAGGGGAGGGUGAACUUCCAAGGAAAAGUAUCGAUGUACACACACAGAAGAACAUAGGACAGGCUUCUAGGGCUCUCACAACAGCAACCACACAUACACGCACCCGUAUACAUGAUGAUGAUCUUAAUUCAGAUACAGAAAUAGAACAAUACCAUGCACCGGCAACGGUUAGGCUGCCUGCGGUAAAGGCGAGCAUACGCACACGUGGAGAAAGUUUUGAUCCAGAUACAGAACGAGGACAAGAACAUGUAGUAGCAGAAGUUGAGCUGCCCAUGACAAAUGUGAGCAUACCCAAUCGUUCUGAGCAUAUAGUGGAUAGCCAAACGAAGAAGCGAGUUGGCACAAAACUACAGUCGACAAGCAGAGCAGAUAAAGUGUUGUCAACACAGAGUGAAAAGACGAAGAAAGAGAUCGCAAAUAUUUCUGAUGCAAGAGCGGGCGCUGAGGUUGUAGGAUCGGCACUAUCCACGUCCUUGACAGACAUAUCUGCAAACACAGACCUACCUUUAGAGACUGUUAAAGCUGGGAAUGAGGAACUCACACAAGUACAAACACAAACACAUGCACAUGCACAGGCGCACACCACUGUGCUUACCAAAGCAUGCACAGGCGCACGCAGAGGUACUAGGAGCAUCAGAAAGACGUCCAGUAGUUGGGUUACUGAACCUGUACAGGAGGAUACCCUUUCGGAAGCAGGUGACACUACUAGUACAGAUUUGGCCCGAAGUACGGAGGUUGUCGAGGCGGAGGCAUCAUCUCUGACUGCAGAUUCAGAGGCAGCCGGUACUGCAAUAGACGGUGUUGGUACAGUGGCGGAUGGAAUGGGUGACCAGAUGGAUGACAAAAUAAUGGAUGACGGAAUAAUAGAUGACGGAAUAAGCCAGACGGCAGCGAAGCGGAAGAAAAGAGCGAAGGAGGGCAAGCACGCCAAGAAGAACCUUAAGAGAGGGGCGGAGACGAUCACGAGUUACUACCAGAAGGUCGAUGUCCGUAAGGGUACACCCCACGCAGUAGAUGGUAGUCAAGGCGAUGACAUGAAGAGAGGCGACGAUGAAUCAAUCGGCGUUGAGAAGGGAACAGAUAAAGUGGAUGGUGAAGUACCUGUGACUGCUGGUGAGGGCUUGGACGGGCACGCAGCUGCAGAGGACAAGGGAGAUACAGUCACUGCACUUGUGGAGACACAACCAGGUGUACCUGGCGGAGGGCAAAAGCGUGCACGAGGUAAGAGGAAACAGAGUGUGGAUGUUAGAGGGACUGUAGCGAAGGUAGGGGACGAGGGUGGGAAGAGUGCUAUUAUCCACCCAGACGUGGAGGGGGGUGAGUCUGUGGCUGAGGUGGCUGAGGAUGCAGAUGCAGAUGUCAAGCAGAAUAGGGACGAUACGAAUGGGCCAAAGGCAAGUGGUAAAGGCAGGAAGAGAGGACGGCGGAAGAGCCAGCAAACACACGAACACGUCGGAGAGUGUUCGGAAGUGGAUUCAGAUGUGUGUGUCGAAAGGGAUCUAGCUAGCUCUGAUACCACCCAUGACGUUGGGGUCCAUGACAGCGGUGGUGGUGCUGAGGAUGCUGAAACAACCGGAGAGGAGGAGAAGAAGAGUGCUCGUGGUAGAAGGAUGCAGAUUCAGACUGCCACGGGAGAGAGUGUGGGCACAGACGUGCAUGUGGAUACGAAUGCAGGCAGCUCUACUACCGCACAGGGUGCCGAGAACUCAGACCCCAGAGAGACCGUCAAGGGCAAACGAAGUGGAGGUGCGAAGAAGGCCCGGAAAACUGGGUUAACAGGCAAAAAAACCACACGUGGACGAGGCAAACAAACCCACAAGGAGUCAGGUGCGACAUUAUAUGUCGAUAUGAACGCUGCUGCCGAGACAGAUGCGGAUGGAGCCCCCUCUGUUGUUAUUGUGGAACCGGAGAAUCAUGACGCCGUAGUGGUAGUAAGCGGAACGAGUAAGCGCAGCGUGCGUGGGAAAAGCAAGCAGCUGCAGCAUGAAGGUGUGGUUGGAGAUACGGGGGCUGAUACGGAUGCAGUCCAAAUAGUGGCCAGCCCUAUUGCUGCUAAGCAGCAUGUGAAGGCUGACCCCGGAGAAACCGUAUCGGUGGCAGGUAGAAAGGGCGAGAGGGGUGUGCGGGAGAAAAGCAAACUUAUCCUGAACGAGUGUGUGGAUGUAGAAAUGGACGUAGAUGUACCUGCGGAUAUUGAUUCUACUAGCAGUAGGCGUACCCGUGGAAGGAGUAAACCGGUUCAGAAGGACACGGGCGAGGAUGUGGAUCCGAAUGGGGAUGUUGUCAGGGAUACUAAUAGCGAUGUAGCCAUGGAUACCGAAAUUAUUGAUACUGAAGACACCGUGCUCAAAGUAGAUGGUAUAGGCAGGAAGAGUGCACGCGGUAGCCGUAAGCAGAUACUUCAACCUGCGGAGAAUCAUCUGGACGUGAACGCAGAGACUGGCAUGGAUGUGGAGAAGGGCACUCAAGCGGCUCAGGCUGGGGAGGAUGGUGCCGCGAGAGAAACCGUGCCAGAGGUGAGUAGGAAAGGUGUCCGUGGUAGGCGCAAACAACCACGUAAAAAUAGUAGGAAGGGAUUGGAUGCGGAAGGAAAUGCAGACGAGAACGGAAGCGUGCCUCCUGCUACUGUGGAUACCGAGAACUUAAAUCUCGGGGAAGCUACGGUGUCUCAAGGCGAGAGAGAUGCAACGACAAAGGCUGACACAGCAGUAGUUGUGAAGACGGAAAGCACCAAUGGAGAUGGCGUUAGUGGCCAAGUUGAAGCUCAACACUCACCCAGGUCAUCGAGAUCGAGAUCACAUGAGCGAUUCGUAUCUAAAGCUAAACCGGGGAAAGGGACCGCUGCACCUGAGAGUGAGGAUAGGACCGCUGCACCUGAGAGCGAGGAUAGGACCGCUGCACCUGAAAAUGAGACAGGAAUGGCACUGGAAGGGGAGACGGAUAUCCUAACUGCCAAUGAAGGUACCGAUGUCCCUGUAGUCGCUGACAAGACCAAUACGACAGUGGUCGCAUGUGAAGCAGCGAUCAUUGCAGCCAAACCUGAUCAAAAUGUGAGCGAUGCAUCCAAGUCCGAUGUUGGGACCGUUGGGGACAAAACGGCAAAAGUCGUAGAGGAGGCUGCGGAAGUGGUCGAAAUACAAGACACGAUUGCUUCUCAGAGAGGGCGGAGGACAGUUCGGGCCCCGAAAAAUACAAUUCAGGUGCACGACAGUGAAAACGACGAGUCGAGCAAUGUCCAGCAGAAGAAGCCUAAUACGCCCAAGAAGAAGAGCACAAAGAAGCAGAAAGUUGCAUCUGAUACCAAAGCCAGUCCAAUGUCCCCCACUUUGGCCAAUGCACCUGUUAUGGGACCGCUGCAGUGUCCGUUCCCACAGUGUUCGUUUAUAUCGCACAAACCAAACGACUACACCCACCUGACAUCGCACGAGGAGGUGCAUGCUAAAGAGUAUGCGCUACUUCUGCGCUGCCCCUACGCCAAGUGUGGCCUGGAGUUCUGGCAGGCACGGGCCCUCAAUGUGCACCUGCGUAUCACCUCACACCAAACGUCACAGAAACGGGUGCGUAAAAGUGCGCUGAAGGAGAAAGGACGGAAGAAUUCGGUUAUAUCUAUUGGCUUGUCUGAUACUGAGGACCAAUCGGAUGCGAGCGCUGACUCUGGGCCAAUCAGAUCGAAGCGUAAGCGCAUCGCCACAAAAAGGAAGGCUGGUUCUAAAAACAGAAAUAGUAUAAGCAGUCCGGUCAAGGCACGCACGCCCAAGAGGGGUGUACAAGAGAGUGCAGUCAAAGUGGCGAAGACUGGCAGCACGGCAUCUGCGAAGAAGAAGAGAGGAAGACCUGCUACACAACUGAAGAAGAAGGCGCCAACCAAGGCUGCCAACCCUCCUCCGGUAUACAUGUCUGGUGAUGAUGACUCGUUCAGCGUAUCAAGUUUAUCGGACGCCGACAGUGACUUUAAUGUUGAAAUCGCUGUAGCCAAUGACCGCCUGGAGAAGUUCGGUACCUUGGUCUCAACUCGAAGCGCAAAGCGGAGUCUAUCUGGUGACGAUGACAGUGACCAUGAGAUUGAGGAUGAGAGUGAGGAGGAAGAAAUAACGAAAUCGAAGAGAAAAUACGUCAGGAAAGACGUCACAACGGCAAAAGCCACUAAGAAGCAGCCCAUAAUCACGGCUCAGGGAAAAGAACUGAUGCAGUGCUUGGUGCUAGGCUGUAAGAUGAAAUUCCCUGCCAAGUCUAUCAGCAGCCAUAUGACUAUAGCUCACUCCAUGAAGGACGCUCCUUUCAAAUGUCCCUUCACGGAUGUUUGCGCGAAGGGAUUCAAGCAGAUUAGCGGGCUGCUUUACCAUUUAAAGAAUAAUGUUGUCGUCGAGGAUGGUUUUCAAGUACAUCUUGAGGCAUCGAUCAAAUUCAUCAAUAGAAGGCAGCGCAUCCCAGAAAGAAAAUAUAAGGAUCUCUUGCCAGUGAACUCAAACUUCCCUGCACAACCCCCCGUACGGUUCGGCUUCGCUAUGCGAGAUAUGAAAGAGCAGCCACAGCUGCAUCACAGAUUAGCGGGUGCUCCAACAACUGCGGCCAGAGUUCGAUACGCUCCACCGGGCAACAAAUUGAGUAAUCUUGAUAAGAUACAGCUAUAUAGACAGGAUCCGCUAGAUGUAGACUGGCGAUGGGAUACUGGUGGCCACACCCGGUUCCAGCAGUUCCUGCCUACCACUCAACGCACACGGCUGAUCACAGCGAACGGCACAAAGCGUGUAGCGUCGUAUCUGGGGCAUUCGUAUCCGAAAGACACGGUGUUGGUGCUCAAAAUAGUCAAAUCAUACCACAAAGAUAAGCUCAAGAAACAUUACCACAGCAACGCCGUAUACAUGCCUAAGAAUGUCAAUCCUCAAGAGAUUCAUGAGGAGACCACGCACACGGUGCGGCUGUACCCUACUGAAGGCGUCGGUGUAGACCUUAGCCCUGUCGUUCACAGGAGAGAAGUUUUGAUUGAGUACCUCAAGAACCUCAAGAAGAGCGUGCUGAUGUUCUCCCCUCCCCCGCCGCAAACUGACUACUGCAUGUACUUCCCAUCGGGUGUGUGUGCUUUGGCCUGGGCCCCUAAUAUAAACCGUAAGAAAGGCAUAGAGAGGCAGUAUCUGGCGCUGAGUGUGCGCGAUGACUAUGUGACUACCACUGGGGGUGUGGGGAGGGUGGCGACGCUGCAGAUAUGGGACUGUGGUAUGCUGGAGAACCAUACCAGCGAUAUGAACGCCAAGACAUACAUUUUGCCACGGUUGGCUAUGGUAGUUGCGCUCAAACAGACUGCCGCUAUAAAGAUGCUCACGUGGGCCCCAUGCCACGCCAGGCAAGAACCCGCUCGUUUUAAAAACAGCACGGAGUCAUCUAAAAAUAGCCCGGCACAAACGACGCAUGGCCUGGAUACCGCCAACGAACAGAGUACAGCCGGCAUAAACGCGACCAUCAACGGGGCGAGUACGAGCACGAAUGGUAUCGGUUCCCAUAGCAACGCCGAGAGAAAGGGUGCAGAUACGGAGAGAAGGGGAUUGAGCCGGUUGGGAGUGCUAGCUGUAACGGAUCAUGAGGGGAUGGUGCGGUUAUACGCUGUGCCCAAUGUGGCAGAUGUGCGGAAGCAGAGCGAGGAUCGUUCAGACAGAGACACAGGCAUAGUACACCUGGAUCCUGUGGCAUUGCUGUCCAAACCCAGCAGCCACUCCCAGUGCACUGCCAUUGACUGGGGCAUCUCCCACAAGAUAGCUAUAGGUACUCUCGACGGCAUGGUGAUUGUGUACGACCUAUCCCACUUUCUGAAAGACGAGGCUCUAGUGCCACCACAAAAGACCCUCCAUAUCCCCCACAGUCAACACUUUAUGGCCGAGAAGCGUGCGGUUAACCAAGUGUGCUGGCACCCCCACUUUGAGCAGAACGUGGUUAUGACUAGCGCCAUCACUGGAGAGUGGCACAUAUGGGACACCCGGGAUGCAGCUACCUGUUUACUCAGCAGAAACUCUUACGAAUACGCCUCCGUAGUGCUAUGGCCGCACAGUUUGGGGUCGUUCUACGUCGCCACGUCUUAUGGGAGUGUGCGAGAGCAUGGGGUGGUAGAGCAUAAGCUGAAACCAAACUGGGUACAGAAGAUAAGACCGGGAGUCAUGCCCAUGGCCAUGAGCUACUCACUACCCCUCAAUGCGAUGGCGACUGCCUUCGAUGACGGAGCCUUGUCUGUGAGUAACAUAGGACUGAUCUAUAAGAAAAAGGGUGUCAAGGAUCGCAACGUUUGGCUGCAUGCGACGGUUUUGGAGCCGAACCCGAUUCCAAAAAUACUGCCCUCGCUUGUGGCAUUGAAGAAGGAACGAGCAUUGGCUUUAAAAUCGAAUAUAAAGGGCAAGAACAAAAAACAGGCGAAGAACCCACCGUCGGAUGCAAGCGACUCUGAACCAGACAUAGAAGCCGCAGACGAAACACCCGAGGCAGAGGCGGAUACGGAGGCACCAAGUGCGCCAGCAAACCCAAACCACCACGUGUGGAUGAUCAAUGAUCAGAUUUCUGAGCUGGGAGGGUUGCCCACAAAGGCCAAUCCCGCGCCAAUCCCUGAUUGCCUUGAGGAGUUUCUGGGGCCUAAAAGCGUUUCGAUCACACAUGUGCAAUUCUGUCCAUCCUUCAUGUCGGGUACCUGGGCAGCCUACGCCUACGAGUCCGGAUUCGUGCGCAUACGAUGGUGUGGUGAUAUAUAGAUACACGCACAUGGAUUCCAUUCAAACUCUUUUGAUGCAGAUUCGUGCGUUUUCAUAAGUAUAGUAAUCUAUUCGACCAUAUAUAGUAGCCUAUGCGACCAUAUAUAGUAACCUAUGCGACCAUACAUAGUUACCUAUGCGAUCAUACAUAGAGCUCCAUUUACAACGCUUUGAAGUCAAGACCUCAGUGUACACGCUGGUGUGUUACCGUAUACGUCCAGGCAUGAAAAGUUGCCAACACGCGUAGAUGCAUGAGCCACCGAGAUACGUCGACUGCAAUGGGUGUCCUGUCUAACGCGUUCACCUACAAGCAGCUACCAACGCCCUUGUAUGAAUAUUAUUUAAAAGAAGGACUCCCAACCCAACCCGUAACCGGUGUAAGCCAACUACCUAUAGCUUCAUCCGCAACUAUCAAUCUGCCCACAUCCUCACGCAACAGUGAGCGCAUGAUGAGUUGAAGUUGAUGAGUCGAGUGUGGGUGGUGGUGCAUGAGGACGCAGACGUUGAGUGGGAAGGGACGCGGAGAAGCACGUGAGUGGUGACAUGAGCGCUUGCAGGCGCAGCGUGUUUGUGCGUUAUAGGUGGUGUGCCGAGGUCUAUACAGCCCAGGUCAGCUGCACCCCCGAACGUUCAAUCUGUUCUAUACGGAUGCAGUGGACAGCACAUGCGUUUGCUAUGAUAUGCCUCUCGACAGUAUCCAUGCUCCGUAUAGAGAAAAUCACCCACUAGCUUAUCGAUUGAGCCACCUGUAUGUGUAAGUGGGGGGGGGUGGGUAGAUAUCACAUGACUUAGAACAAAUCACACAAGUGCAUGAUCUACGGAAUCGCCACAGACCGGACACACAGUGUGUGUGUGUGCUUGCUCCAUGGCCUGGCUGGUCCCACUAACUGAGAAGUCUCCUUAGCAGUGGACGGUCAUAUGCAACUUCAGUCAGAUAUAUAGGCGCAGAGUUGAGGUCACCUGCAGGGUUCGUCGGCUAUGGAUACUAUUGAGUGGCUACUUACCGCCCCGUUUGAUUAAACGUUGUACGUUUAAAACUGUCGAUGGAGUAUACGCCCAUCCGAUUGCGGGUGCUCGCUCACGAGCUAGUGGAUGGUUGCCUACCAGCGCCUCCGAUAACAUUUAACGCGACUUGGUCGGCUUCAGAGACCUCCUACGGGAGUACGGAAAUUAGUCCCCAUGGAUAAGCGAAGGUGCCUGCGUGACGAUGAACGUCACCUGCAGAUGUAGUGGAGCGGCCGUCUGGCUGUCCACAGAUAUAUUAUAGAGUACACAUUCUCCACAGAUGUAUUCAAGUGUUCGUAUUCUGAAAAGAUAUAUCCUAGAGUACGUAUUAUCAACAGGUAUAUUCUAGAGUACGUAUUCUGAAAAGAUAUAUUUUAGAGUACGUAUUCUCCACAGAUAAGUUCUAGACGACGUGAUCUCCACAGAUAUAUUCCAGAGUACGCCUUCUCUGCAGGUAUAUACUCUAUCUGGAAGGGCUGGAUAAGACAUGCAGUCUAUGAGCGUGGCUUGUUAACGUCCCGCCAGAGGUAUGCUAACAAGUCACAGCUAUGUCCUUUAGAAUACUUUGCUGGACUGGCACAGGAAAAGCACAUAUGCACUAUGGUACCUGCAUUGGGAUAUGUAACUACUGUGUGUUUUUUUAGUAUAUAGUAUAUACACAAGCACAGAGAAUCCGGAUGCACAUGGUACCCCAAAUAAAUGAAUAUAAGC